Molecule: messenger RNA, 2473 nt
Organism: Thalassophryne amazonica
Lineage: Eukaryota; Metazoa; Chordata; Actinopteri; Batrachoidiformes; Batrachoididae
Gene: ndrg1a
Product: N-myc downstream regulated 1a
Exons: 16
Coding region: 147-1298 (383 amino acids)
Biological process (GO): signal transduction
Cellular component (GO): cytoplasm
Source: RefSeq, a predicted model, not a curated record
AUACAUCCGCCUUUCACUACUGGUUGUAAACAAACGCAACGUUUGUCUUCUGAAUUAUUUGUCAACUUUUUUUUUUAUGUGUGUGUGGAGUUUUAACGUCAGGACAAUCAGGAUUUAUACGUUCACAGGCUCUGCUGCUCACUAAAAUGGACAACAUCCAGGUUGUUGAGUCUAAACCUCUAGUUGACAGAGAUGUGCUGGGGUUGAGAGAAGCUGUGCUGCAGCUCGUAACAAAGGAGCAUGAUGUGGAGACUCCGUUUGGAAGAGUCCACUGUACUGUGAAGGGGAUUCCAAAGGGUGACCGACCAGUCAUCCUCACCUACCAUGACAUAGGACUGAACCACAAAACGUGCUGGAACACGCUCUUCAACCAUGAGGACAUGCAUGAGAUCAUGCAGCACUUCGCUGUGUGUCACGUUGAAGCCCCCGGGCAGCACGAGGGUGCGCACAGCUUUUCCACUGGGUACGAGUACCCCUCUAUGGAUCAACUCGCCGAAACCCUCCCUCUGGUCUUGAAGCAUUUUGGGCUGAAGAGUGUUAUUGGAAUGGGCAUUGGAGCCGGGGCCUACAUUCUGACUAGAUUUGCUCUGGACUACCCAAACAUGGUAGAAGGCCUGAUGCUGAUCAACAUUAACCCGUGCGCUGAAGGUUGGAUGGACUGGGCUGCUCAUAAGCUCUCUGGACUCACCCAUGAUUUGUCUGGCAUGAUCAUCACACACCUCUUUGGAAAGGAGGAGAUCCACCACAACCAGGAACUGGUCGGAACGUACCGCCACCACAUCAUAAACGACAUGAACCAGUUCAACCUGCAUCUCUUUGUCAAGUCGUACGAAAGUCGAAGGGAUCUGGAGAUUGAGAGGCCGAUCCCUGGAAGCCACGUCAGAACUCUCAAGUGCCCUACUCUGUUGGUGGUUGGUGACAACUCUCCUGCUGUGGAUGCCGUGGUUGAGUGCAACACCAAGCUUGACCCGACAAAAGCCACCCUGCUGAAGAUGGCCGAUUGUGGUGGAAUGCCUCAGGUUGACCAGCCUGCCAAACUGACAGAAGCUUUCAAGUACUUCAUUCAGGGCAUGGGAUACAUGCCUGCAGCAAGCAUGACCCGGCUGGCCCGCUCCCGCACCGCCUCCGGCUCCAGCAUCACCUCUUUCGAAGGCUCCCGCUCCCGCUCCCACACUACCGAGGGAAACCGCAGCCGCAGCCACACGGCUGAACACCAGCGCAGUCGCUCCCACACAGAGGGAUCCCUGGAUGGCAGUGCGGACCAAGCUGUGCUCAAGUCCACCGAAGUGUCCUGUUAGAUAUGCGUUCCCUCUCAUGACACCCAAACCCGUCGCGGUCCUAUCAGUUCGUGCUGCGCUGCCUCUAACUGCAAAACAACUCUCUCUCUCUCACGCGCACAAACACACAUGCUGGCGUAGAGUGGGACAGGGAGACACAGUAAUGCACACGGACACAUAAAACGCACAAUGGACACUCACCUGCAGAUGACAUUUCUGUGCAGGUUAGACGCUGCAAUUUGAGAAGACGUUUUAAAAGAUGGACCCAUUUCUGAAGAGAAGUUCCACAAGCGCUCCCUGGUCAGGUGGUUGGUAUAGUUAGGGGCAACGCAGCAUUUUUGGGGACAUAAAAACAAUGUCAUACAGCUGUGGCUACGUUUACACCAGCUUGUACAUUUAUCUCCGAUCUCAUAUUCAUGAUAAAAUUCACACCUCUGCCCCCCCGCCGGAUCUUCAUUUUUUUUCAUGUAUCAGAGCUUUUUCCAAUAUACCUGACUGUAAAUUGCUGUUUUUUUUUUGUUUUUUUUCCUUCUUCUCACUGGAAUUGAUCACUUAUUUUCUAUGUCAGAAGUGUUGUCAUUUUGUACGUAGGAGCGGUUAUGAACGACAAAGUAUGAGAAUAAACCAAAAUGGCAAUUUGCCUCCAAAAUUAUGCAUUUUUUUUUUUUUUUUAACUGAAGGGACAGACUUAAUUGCAUUUUGCAUAAAGUGAGUGACAGUCCAUUUUUCCAGCAAACCCCCCCCCCCAAAAAAAAACAUUUAAUUCAAUGACAUUUUACCUGUUAACUGGUGAGUCUUUAAGAAUUGUGAAAUCUUAUUUUUACAGCAUUCCAAAGAGCACCAUUUAAAAAAAAAAAAAAAAAAAACAUUAAAAGCUUUUAUAUCUUAAAGGUCAUUAAUAGACUAUAGCUUUAGACAAUUGCUUUAAACCUUUUUUUUUUAUGCUGACUUCUAUGCAAUCAAACAAACUGGAACAAAGAUGUGCCAUGGAACUUCUUUUUUUUUUUUUUUUUUUUUUUUUUUUUUAAUAAUGUGAUGCUCCUUUGCAGUUUUGGCUGAGUGACACAACACAACAGUAGCUGUAGAAUUUACCUGAUAACAUCUGCUCUCAUUUUACUUGCACUACAGCAGCUUUUGCAUUGUAGAACUCAAGACAACUUUGUAAAGAUGUAACUCGCAGCCAUCUAGUGCUACAU